Molecule: messenger RNA, 3769 nt
Organism: Stegodyphus dumicola
Lineage: Eukaryota; Metazoa; Arthropoda; Arachnida; Araneae; Eresidae
Source: RefSeq, a predicted model, not a curated record
CGUGUAUAUGAGCCAUUUCCCUUAGAAAGUCCUCCAUGAAAGCAUUCCUCCUCUUAGGAAGAUCAAGUGCUUUGCUGUCAUCAAAUAAGCCAAAUUUAAACCUAAUUUGUAAUAUUUAUAUAUAUUAAUUAUAUAUAUGUAUAUAUAUUGUAUAUAUAUAUAUUUUAGCUUGGAGUCUGAGCCUCUUCAGGAGAACCUUAAUGAUGAAUUUCUGUGUCCUGAUUCACCUUUAAUUAUCGAAAGGGAAGAUCGACGAAAGGCAAAUCCAUUACCAUCUGGCAGAACAAUUUGCAAUAUGUCUUUUGUAAUAGUGCAGGCUAGGACAUUAGAGCAACAUUCCCUAAAUUGUAAAUUUGGAGGAUCAUUUAUUUUUAACAAAGUGAUUCGACGUGGUCUUGUCACUACAUAUAACUAUGUAUGUGAUAAAAUUUUUAGCAUCAUGGAAAUUCCGUAUAUGAGCAACUCGACCUUUGCUUCUUGUGAGCGAACUACUGGCAAAAUAAUACAGGGAUGUGCACAGGAAACUAUGUGUGCUGCUAUAGAAGAGGAGAAAAGGCAGGCAGAACUUCGCAAUGAUAAAGAUAAUGAUGGUUAUCACUGUAUAACUGUCAUUGUUGAUGGAGGUUGGUGUAAAAGAAGCUAUGGGCAUGGUUACAAUGCUUCAAGUGGCAUAUCUGUUAUUAUAGGCAUGGUCACCCAGAAAAUUUUGUUUGUUGGAAUUCGCAACAAAGUGUGCCUUAUAUGCAGUGCUAUUGAAGAUGGCAAGAUGCCAAAUAAAGUGCACCUUUGUUGGCGAAAUUGGAAUGGGCCUUCUACAGGUAUGGAAAGCAGUGCCAUUGUGGAAGGUCUGAAUUAUCUCCAGUGUGUUCACAAAAUACGUUGUACUCGACUUGUUGGAGAUGGAGAUGCUAACACAAUGGCCAAAGUGAAAGAAAGCGUUUCAUAUGGAGGACGGGUGAUCAAAGUAGAAUGUGCUAACCAUGCUGUUCGAAGAUAUCGCAGAGCUCUUGAGAAACUUCAGCAAAAUACUGCGCGCUUCCCCGGGGCUAAAGGAAUUGCUGCCCGUAAAUUGCUGAAAAUUAAAAUGCCACUGUUAGUCAGAGGUGCUAGAGUAGCUAUAAAAGCUCAUGCUUUACCUAGCCAUUAUCAGCACACACAAGAAGCUAUUGAUGCAUUAGUAUCUGACUUGAGAAAUGGGCCACAUCAUAUAUUUGGCAAGCAUGAUGCUUGUAGUGCUUUUUGUGCAAAGAAAGGUGCAGAGUUGGACAGCACAUACAAUGAAAUUUUUUCCUCGGGUAUGUUGCAAGCUAUUGAAGCAGAAGUGGGAAGAGUACUGAUAUCGUGUAGCAGUACUCUUAUUUGGAAUGCCACAAAUAAUCCUGCUGAAAGCUUCAUGAGUCAACUGUGUAAAACAUCUGGUGGAAAAAGAGUUGAUUUUUCCAAAGCUGGUGGCAUGAACAGGCGUGCGAGUAUUGCUGUCAUGGCCUAUCAAAAUCCAGCACAGCAGUGGCAAAAAAAUGCACAAAAAGCUGUAACAGGAAGUAGCCCCAGGACUCCAACUUUGAAAUUCUUAGCUUCCAGAAAUAAGCGCCAUGUAAAACGUCUUGAGAGACGUAGACUUUUUGACACUGAGAAGAAAAAGAGAAAUAUGAGGAAAGCAGGACAUAUUCAGCAAGGUGGGGAUAUUUCUUAUGGUGAUUUUCCUGAGAAACCAGACCUAUCAGAUGAAGCAUAUGAAUUGGCAGCUAAAAAUUUUUUUAUAUCAAUUGAAGUUCCAAAAAAAGAUUCUCUUGAGGCCGUAACACGUGGACAGUCAUCAUCUGAAAGAUGGCGUCAUGAAAGAUCAAGAAGAAUAUCAUCAUCCUUUUUCAAAGAUGUUGCUGAUAGGCGUCCAACAACACUCAGUGCUGCUUUAGUGAAACGUAUCAUAUAUAAUGAUAACGUUUCAACUAAAGCAUUAAAGUAUGGCUUGGCUAACGAAGCAGUAGCCUUAAAUCAAUACAAGGAAAAGCACAUGGGAAAAAACAUCAGACGUUGUGGCCUUUUUAUUGAUCCUAAAUAUCCCUUUCUUUGUACUUCGCCAGAUGGAUUGAUAGACGAAGAUGGAUUACUUGAAAUAAAAUGUCCUUAUACAGCCAGAUUCUCAGCAGACUUGUCAGACUUUUUCAGCAAGCCUAAUUCUGUUGGUCUUCGGAUGGAUGCUGAUAAUAAUCUUUAUUUACCGAAAAGCCACAAAUAUUAUUUUCAAAUUCAAGGGCAGUUAGCCAUAACAGAGAGGAAUUGGUGUGAUUUAUAUAUAUGGUGCAGAGAAGAUGCAAUCACAUUAAGAAUACCCGAAGACAAAACUUUCUGGAUCAGUUUAGUUCCAAAACUCGAAAAAUUUUACGUGAAUUGUAUUCUUCCUGAGCUUGUUGAUCCAAGAGCACCAAGAAAAAUGUCUCUUAGAGAACCGAAGUAUAUUGUUGAUGCUAGAGCACAGAAUGAGAAACAAAAACAGGCCACUGCUUCUGUAAAACAAACACAAGAAAAAAGAGAAAUUGAAAUUUCAGAAGCAGAUAAAAUUAUUUCAUCUCCUAGAAAGAAUGCAGGAGAGAAAAGAAUCAGGAAACCAAAAAUUAUUUUUGAUUUGUAAUCAGUAACAAGCCAAGCCAGCACACCGUAACAUUUUCUACGUCUGAAUAAAAACUAUGCCUGCAACAAAGCAUUAUGAUUAAAUCCAUACCUAAUUAGAAUAUUACCCCAUUUCUCUAAAAAAAUAUGUUCAAAAAGUCUCUGCUUUCAGUAAUAGAUACGUCUGAUCAAUUCUGCCAUAAUUCUGUAAUCAAUACUUGAAGCUAGAAUCUCCUGUGCUGCACUGCCAUUGCAUCUCUUUUCUGAAUGUUUCAUCAUCCACUUCUCAUUCUAAAUAUUCCUGUGUGCUUUCAUUUAUAGCUGCUAACUUGUUGUGAACAUUUUCUGCACCACAUGUUAUAUUUUGCAGUGUAAAUAAUGCGUGCAAUCAUAUAUUUUGGUUUUAAUCAUCAGUAACUUUGGUAAAACUACAUUUAUGCAAAGAAGACUUCCAUAAAGUCACAGUUUCUGUGAAAAAGAAAAUAAGUUUGAUGACCUCUGUCAUAAUUCAAUAAAUAAUUUUUUAAAAUAGCAUCACCUGUGCUGCACUAACAUUGGAAAAAAUUAAAGUCAUCUCUUUUCUGAAUGUUUCCUCAUGCACUUCUGUUUCUAAGUAUUCUUGUGUGCUUUGAUCCAUAGCUGAUAACUUGUUGAGAAUAUUUUCUGCGCCACAUAUUAUACUUCGCUAUGUAAACAAUACCUGUAAUGAUGUUUUUCGGUUUCAAUCAUCAGUAACUUCUGAAUAACCACAUGUCUGUAAAGAAAACCUCCAUAAAGUCACUGCCUCUGUAGAAAGCAAAACAAGUCUGAUAAACUCUGCCAUAAUUCAGCAGUCAUUUUUUGAAGAUAAUCUCCUGUGCUGCACUGCCACUAAUUAUUAAAGAUAACAUCGUUUCUUUUGCCCUACCGUUGCAGAAAAUGAAAAUCUUUUCUUUUCUGAAUUUGUUCUAGUACUCAUGUGGCCUGAUAUGCUUGUUCUCUAAACAUUCCUGUAUAUUUUCUGUGCAGCUGCUAACUUUUUGUGAACAUUUUCUCCACCAUACUGUAUACACCUGCUUGUAAACAGUGAUAGCCAUUAAGUGAUGUACAUCUACAUAUACUUAAUUUGAAUACAAGAAAUAAAUAUAUGUCUGAUGAACUCUGCCCUAAUUCAGUAAUC